Molecule: messenger RNA, 693 nt
Organism: Encephalitozoon cuniculi GB-M1
Lineage: Eukaryota; Fungi; Microsporidia; Unikaryonidae
Exons: 1
Coding region: 1-693 (230 amino acids)
Cellular component (GO): proteasome core complex; proteasome core complex, alpha-subunit complex
Source: RefSeq, marked provisional
AUGGGGUCUCAGGCAAGGUACAACAUGUUCAAGAUAUUCAAUCCCGAGGGAUGUGUGAAGCAGCUAGAUUUUAUCCGGCAAACGACAGAGCUUGGAGGUACGGCCGUUGGGUUGAAGAACAGGAGUGUUGGGGUCCUAAUAGCCCACAACGAAAGAAGAUCGAGGCUUGCAGACAUCCAAAAGAAGGUGUUUUCGAUCGAUAGAAAGUCCUUGUUUACAUUUUCUGGGAUCACCAAUGAUGGGCUACAGAUUGUGGACUACUUAAUUGACAAAAGCGUCAGAGAGGAGGUUAUUAAGGGAAGGGCCAUCCAUUUCCUGGAUGUGUUUGAGGACUUGUUAAGAGACGUGUUUGAGAGAACAAUACUCGACGGGAGGAGGCUCUAUGGAGUCUCGGGGCUUUACAUGACGGAGUAUGAUGGGAUAAGACUGGUUGAAUUCAAUCCAAAGGGGCAUGUUCGGGAGGUCAAGGGAAUGGGCAUAGGGUGCAGGGCGCAAUCUUCCAGAACCGUGCUGGAGGCAUACUGUGAGGAGUAUGAGAAGAUGGGUGUUGAGGAGCUUGUGAGGAUUGGAAUUAUGGCCCUGAAAAAUGCGCAUCCGGAAGACGAUGCUUUGACCGGUGAGAACGUCGAGAUAUGGAUUCUUGAGGCAGGAAAGGCAGUGUACAAUAUCGAUGCCAAAGUGUUUUUGAACUAA